AUGUCUAACGUCCAAGAAACCCCGGUCAAAGCAGGCGCAUCGCAGUUCGCCAACCACAAUGCGGUUCAGAUCAACAGCACUGACUUCCGCAAAGGGUUGUUGCUCGAGCUCAAGAAUACCGUGCUCUACAACAGGCCCGAAGUCGAAGACAUGAUCUUUCUGCCUCGAGAACACUCCAGCAACAAGGCACUCAAUCUUCUAUCAGGCAACGACGAGAUUAUGCAGAAGAUGGUGAAGCGGGUCAAGCACGCGUGUAAGGAUUCACUUAAGGAUGUGAAACAUCUUGCUGCGCGGGCGACGAAGAAGGGUUCACAGCCUCUCGUAGCUCCUCGAAAGCAAGAGUUGAAAUUGUAUGCUCCUUUGCGGAAUAUACUCGAAUGCAUCGAGAGUCUCUGCAUUCGAACCAAGCUUGACAGACCAUACUACCGCAAACUCAUCUGCAACAGCGAACGUCCAUUGAAACCCGACGAUGGUACCACAGGGGACAUCUUUUCCUUGAAGCCCGACUUUCCGCUUGUUGAGAUACGGCCGUCAAAGGAUGGCCGCUCCGAGAUCGACAUUGACCAUGUCCCGGAGGAUAUUCUCUGGCGGCAGUGCCCAGCGUUUCUCGAGGUGAAGGCUGUCGACGCGCCCUUUCCUCGUAAUAAGCCAAGCGUUGUCAAAACCACGCUUGCUCAAGGUGCCGAUUACGCCCGCGCCAUCUUCGCGAGUCGCCCCUUCCAGCUCUACGUCCUCGGCAUGUACCUUUGGAAGACACACUUCUGCUUCGCGUAUUUUGAUCGCCGCGGCGUCGUUCUGUCUAAGGAGUACAACUUGCUCAAUGAUGACGGCCUCCUCAAGUUUGUCAAGGCGGUUGUUCGCUUCACUUGGGAAAUGUCUCUGGAAGAUUUAGGCCACGAUCCGUCCGCCACGUUGAUCGAUGGCACCGCCUACUACGACCAGGAGCACCCUCGCUUUGAAGUAUCCAUGGGUCAGGAGCAGGACACCCGCAGAUGGAGAACUUUCGGGAAGCCGCUGUUCGCGUCGCAUUCGCUCUUGGGGCGCGGGACCUCCGUGUGGCAGAGUGUCUACCUCUCUAGCGGCAACAAAACUCCAGCCAUCCUGAAAUGUGCAUGGAGGUCCGCUACUCGCACCAGCGAAACCGAGAUCUACGACAAGAUCAAAUCGGCUCUUGGAGGUCGGGUUCCCGAUGGCAUUGCUCAGCCCUUCACCGGCGGUGACGUAUACCUUCGCCAUCUCCAUAAGCCGCUGUCGAUAGCCGCUCUGAGACACCCUAUGGAAGUUCCCGGGACUGAGAAGCUAGUCGGGAACAUCAGACUGCAUCGAGUCACGCUUAUGGACUUUGGAAAGACCUUGGUCGACUAUCGCGAUCCGAAACAGCUCGCGCUGGUUCUCAUCUCCGUUCUUAAAGGUUGGCAAUCUGCUUCUGCUCUGGGAACGAAUUCGCUGACUUCAAGCGUGGUUGGGGUAGGACACAAGGCUCUGCAUGAAGCCGGAAUACUCCACCGCGAUAUCAGCCCGGGCAACAUACUCAUCAGGACACUGCCGAAGUGGAUGGCAGAUGGAAGGCUCGUCGUGGUUGAUGACCCUGAGGAUUCAGGCUUCUUGACCGACUUUGAGUUUGCGUCGGUACCCCAGCCUGGCACGGUUCUGACCACAAUCCGCAAGACGGUUCCUAUGCCCAACAGAAGCCGUCAAGUCCGCAAGCCGACGGCCUCGGAUGCUCCUGACCAAAGCCGGCACUUGCGGUUCGAAUAUGUGGAAGGUAAAGCCCCGCCUAAGGUCCGCGGCCCUGGGGACGUGAUCACGGUGCGCGAUUGCCAAUCCAACUGA
Molecule: messenger RNA, 1833 nt
Organism: Trametes versicolor FP-101664 SS1
Lineage: Eukaryota; Fungi; Basidiomycota; Agaricomycetes; Polyporales; Polyporaceae
Exons: 2
Coding region: 1-1833 (610 amino acids)
Biological process (GO): protein phosphorylation
Molecular function (GO): protein kinase activity
Source: RefSeq, a predicted model, not a curated record